CCUUAUCCCUGCAGCUGCAGGAGCUGCAGGAGCAGACCGGAGGGUGACCUGUGUCUCAGGCGGCCCAUGCCACCUCGGGAUCUCCGGGCAGGUGUCCCCCGGCCAGAUGUUGCAGUGGAAAGUCGGGGAGCUGAAGGUGAUGGUCGUGUACCCCUCGGCUCCUCCGGAAAUCCACCAGUCUUUGAGAGAACGGUUCCACAGCCAGCAGGACUCGGGGCUGCUCAUUGACCCCUGCAAGCCGGAGGACAGCGGCAUCUACACUCUGGUGGUCAGCCUGAACCAGCUGUUCCUCCGAAUCCAACUCCGGGUCAUUGAACCCGUAGCGCUGCCAGAAAUUGUGCUCAGUUUUUCUGAGGGAGGCUCCACUGCUAAACUCACCUGCCACGUGGCCAUGGGAACAGUGGAUAAGUAUAACUGGAAGAAGGAUGGGAAGCCCCUCUAUGCCGACGACCACCACCAGUUCUCUCAGAACAAGAGCGUGGUACAGAUUACUAACGUAACCCAAAUCGAUGAAGGCUCUUAUUCCUGUAAUGUCAGCAAUGAGAUCAACUGGAGCGAGACCACCCUUCAGUUACAAGCCCCAGGGCCGCAAGGUCAGAAGAGGAACAGAUGGAAUUUGCUAUGGAUUUUGAUCAUGAUGGUUCCAGUUGCAAUAGAAAUAUUAUACCUAAAGGAAGGCUAGAAGAAGAACAUGAAGAACCUGCCUGGGGCCAUCCUACUUUGCUCACCUCUCCUUUGUGACCACCCCCCGCCCCCCCAGUCAGGGCAUUACUGCUGUGUAGAUAACCCCAUUUAUUUAUAUUAAUGUCUAUCUCCGCCCCUAUACUCUAAACUCAUUGUGGGCAGGGAA
Ornithorhynchus anatinus (platypus) is the source of this 850-nucleotide messenger RNA. RefSeq names its product HEPACAM family member 2-like. NCBI's taxonomy places the organism in Eukaryota, Metazoa, Chordata, Mammalia, Monotremata, Ornithorhynchidae. The record is from RefSeq and is a predicted model, not a curated record. The transcript has 4 exons. The coding region runs from base 107 to 682 and encodes 191 amino acids.